This is a messenger RNA of Peromyscus eremicus (cactus mouse), 2950 nucleotides long. RefSeq names its product stonin 1 (gene Ston1). NCBI's taxonomy places the organism in Eukaryota, Metazoa, Chordata, Mammalia, Rodentia, Cricetidae. Gene Ontology annotation, biological process: synaptic vesicle endocytosis; clathrin-dependent endocytosis; regulation of endocytosis. The transcript has 4 exons. Bases 417 to 2606 code for a protein of 729 amino acids. Gene Ontology annotation, cellular component: AP-2 adaptor complex; synaptic vesicle. The record is from RefSeq and is a predicted model, not a curated record. Gene Ontology annotation, molecular function: clathrin-cargo adaptor activity.
AGAGGAGAGGCACUGAAGGGCUAAGCUCAGCCUUGGCAAAAGCGGGAGGCGGGAGCAGGAGUCCGCCUGACCUCUGCAAUGGGGUCCGGACGAUAGGAAACAUAGGCAACGCAUUCCCGAGCCCCCAGGGACCUCUUCAGCUUCAGUCCUCUCCCAUCACCUGGCACUUAUAGAGGAGCCGAUGUUAGGGACCAGUAAGAGGAGUCUGCUCCUCUCCAUAGACACGCAAUGAUGUGGGGACAAAGUUUUUAGCCACAGAUGACCUGGAAUGCUGCUUCACCAGCCAAAGGCCCCCCACUGGGAUUUCAACAAUCUGCAGAAGACGGUAGACUUUUGUAUGUUCCUUUGAAAAGCCAAGGAAAAAGGAAGAGACAAUGUCCCUGACUAUUUGACCGGACCACAAGCCCACCCUGAAGAUGUGUUCUACAAACCCAGGCAGCUGGGUCACCUUCGAUGAUGACCCCGCUUUUCAGUCUUCUCAGGCGAAGGCGAAGGAUUUCCCUCUGGAGACCCAAGGUGUUUGCAGACCAAACGGACUGAAGCUGAGCCUGCCCGGCCUCAGGGACCUCCCGAGCGCUUCCUCCUCCACUAGCAGCACCCCGCUAUCCUCUCCCAUGGUCGACUUUUACUUCAGCCCGGGACCCCCAAGCAACUCUCCUCUCUCUACACCCACCAAAGACUUCCCGGGGUUCCCUGGCAUCCCUAAAGCAGGGACUCACGUGCUUUAUCCUAUUCCAGAAUGUUCUUCAAGCAGCCCCCCCUCAACAGCGGGUCCUCCGUUAUCGCUUACGAAGCCACCCUGCUUACCCCAUGCGUCAUUACCCAGUGACCACUCAUGCACCCCACUGACCCCCAAAGCUGGUCUUGAAGAUGACGCCAGCCCUCAGCGGGCCCUCAGCGAGGCUCUGCAGUUCGAGUAUUUUCGAGAGGACUGUUCUUUCUCCAACCCAUUUUGGAAGGAUGAAGGUAGUAGUUCUCAGCUCUCCUUUGACUCCCCGGCAAGCAGAAAGCCGUUCUCAUCGAGGGACAAGGAAGUACCCAUUGAUCAAAAAAGCCUAAACCAGUGCUCACUUAGCUACAUCUGUGAGAGGCUUGAACACCUGCAGUCAGCUGAGACCCAAGACCCUCUUGGAAACGCGUCUAUGCAGAGUCCGUAUGCUGGAGACACAGCCUCUUCUUUUGUCCCCCACACGCUCUUCCGGAGUCAGCCCAAAGCUGGGUGGUCCUUCAUGCUGAGGAUUCCCGAGAAGAAGAACAUGAUGUCUUCCAGGCAGUGGGGACCCAUUUUCCUGAAGGUUCUGCCAGGAGGGAUUCUGCAGAUGUAUUAUGAGAAGGGGCUGGAAAAACCGUUCAAAGAGUUCCAGCUCGAUCCACAUUGCAGACUUUCUGAACCCAAACUGGAGAACUUCAGCAUGGCGGGGAAAAUCCACACUGUGAAGGUGGAGCAUGUGUCUUACUCAGAGAAAAGGAAGUACCAUUCCAAGACGGAGGUGGUUCACGAGCCUGACAUAGAACAGAUGCUAAAGUUGGGGUCCACGGAGCACGGUGACUUCUUGGAGUUCCUGACCACUGUGGAGGAGGAGCUGAUAAAGCUGCCCGCUGUUGCAAAACCAAGGAAGAAUUACGAGGAACAAGAAAUUUACCUGGACAUCGUGGACAACUUUUGGGGUAAAGUAACCAAAGAAGAUGGGAAAUUGGUUGAAAGUGCCGUGAUAACUCAAAUCUGCUGCCUCUGCUUUGUGAAUGGGACGGCGGAAUGUUUUUUAACCUUGAAUGACCUUGAACUCCAGAAACGAGAUCAAUGCUAUUUUGAGAAAGAACCAGAAAAAAGGGGGAUUGAUAUUCUUAACUACCAUUUCCAUACAUGUGUGAAAGCUGAGGAAUUUGAACAGUCCAGAAUCAUUAAGUUCAUACCUCUGGAUGCUUGCCGGUUUGAGCUGAUGCGUUUCAAAACCUCGUAUGAAGGGGGUGAGCUUCCCUUUUCUGUGAAGUCCAUAGUGGCUGUCCAGGGGGCAUAUGUGGAACUUCAGGCCUUUGUCAACAUGACCCCGGGGGCUCAGAAGUCACCCUCUGCCAGUUCCUCAAGGUGCUGUGACAAUAUCAUGAUUCACUUUCCUGUCCCAGCCCAAUGGAUCAAGGCCCUCUGGACCAGGAACCUUCAGAGGCAGAAGUCUCUGAAAGCCAAAAUGAACCGUCGGGCAUGUCUGGGGAGUUUACAGGAACCUGAAUCCGAACCUGUCAUUCAGGUCACCGUGGGGUCAGCGAAAUACGAGAGUGCCUACCGGGCUGUGGUGUGGAAGAUAGAUCGACUUCCAGACAAAAACUCAAGUCCCGAUCAGCCUCAUAGUCUGUCAUACAAACUUGAACUUGGAUCAGACCAGGAGAUUCCCUCAGAUUGGUAUCCAUUUGCUACUGUCCAGUUUUCAAUGCCUGAAACCUCUGCCUCGGGGACGGAGGUGAGGUCUCUAGGAGUAGAGAGUGACGUGCAGCCUCAGAAACACACGUCUCAGCGGGCUUGCUACAACAUCCAGGUUGAAAUAGAAAAGAAGUGGAUCCAGAUAGAUGGAGAAGACCCAGAUAAAGCCGGUGGCUGUGUGACUCAGUAGAUGAUGAUGCCCCUCUGGUCAACCCACAGCUGGCGCAGGAAGUUCUGGUACAGUAUGGUGGGGACUGAGUUCUGAGUAGCAGCCUUAGGCCAGAGAUGCAGUGGUGAGUCUGGAGAAGCGUAUGCUCCAAAGCAGGCCGUCUGCAUGUUACCCCCUGAUAUACUUCUGCUCUGGGGAUAUGAGUGGGAAUGUGUCCGUGACUUGUGCAUCUUGUUGAAAGGCAGAGGUGCUGUUAAUUGGCGCGAGACCUGCUGGCCAGUUUGCCUGAAGAGUAUGUGGGUUUGGAUUACCCAGUGACUGCGUUUUGUCAUCUGGGUUGUGUGAUUCCCCAUCUCUUCUUGCUU